CCUCUAGGUCCCGCCCCAGAGGGCACUUCCGGCUCAGCGGAACUCGGUCCGCCGGCCUGGGUUCCCCGCGGGUUCCGCCUGUGGUCAAGGCCCCCGCCCUCCAUGAGCGCGGCGCCCCUGGUGGGCUACAGCAGCAGCGGCUCGGAGGAUGAAGCCGAGGCCGCCGGCGCCCCCGCCGCCGCGGGGCGGAGCAAGCCCAGGUCUGGGGUCCGCCGUUGUGACCAGAACCCCCUUCCCACUCAGAGGUUUCCAGUGCCUGACAGUGUGCUCAGCAUGUUCUCUAGCACCGAGGAGGGGCCCGAGGAUGACAGUACAAAACAUGGGGGACGCAUUCGGACCUUUCCCCAUGAGCGGGGCAACUGGGCCACCCACAUCUACAUACCAUAUGAAGCGAAGGAAGAGUUCCUGGAUCUGCUUGACAUGUUGCUGCCCCGAGCCCAGACAUUCGUGCCCCGGUUGGUGCGGAUGGAGGAGUUCCACCUCAGCCUGUCUCAGAGCGUGGUUCUCCGUCACCACUGGAUCCUCCCCUUCGUGCAGGUGCUCAAAGACCGCAUGGCCUCUUUCCAAAGGUUCUUCUUUACUGCCAACCAAGUAAAGAUUUAUACCAAUCAAGAGAAAACCAGGACCUUCAUUGGGCUUGAGGUCAGUUCCGGGCAUGCCCAAUUCCUGGACAUGGUUUCAGCGGUGGACAGAGUCAUGGAGGAAUUUGACCUCACUACCUUCUACCAGGACCCUUCAUUUCAUGUCAGUCUGGCCUGGUGUGUGGGUGACGCACGUCUCCAGCUGGAGGGACAGUGCCUGCGGGAACUACAGGAAAUCGUGGACGAGUUUGAAGACUCCGAGAUGCUGCUGCGCGUGCUGGCUGAGCAGGUCCGCUGCAAGUCUGGGAACAAAUUCUUCUCGAUGCCUUUGAAGUGAACCUUGUCCUCUCUACAGACCACCUGAGAUGGGGGAACCUGCUGCCGUCUGGGGGGGAUGCCCCAGCAGGAAGUGUGAUGAUCACACACCGAGCACUGCUCUAACUAACGGGCCCCUCUCCUGGUCCUUUUGGGUGGUAGGUUGAUAGGCUGCUGGUGUGGUGUGGUCAUUUCCAGAAAUCACCAGUAGAGGGCAGCCCGGACCUCUAAUUCUUCUGUUAGUCUAGGAAAAGAAAAUGAGCCCUGCUGGGGAGCUCACCCACACUCAGUGGGGUCCCCCUGAGGUCUCUCCACUGCAGUGAUCUAUAUUGAUGCCAUUGGCCAUCAUACCAGUUUUUAAAAUCAUUGUGCCCUGACUCACCUCUGUCAAACUGGGGGCUCCAGUGAGUCUCACCCUCCUUUUAAUCUCCUUUAUUUAUCACUUUUUCCCUUCAUCCCAUCCAGUGCCAGAAGAGGUCAUUUCAGGGCCAGGGCACAAGGUGCUAAUUUGUGGUCAGCAGCAGUUUUCCCAUUCCUUUCCUCCCACUUACCCAGCCAGGUGCCUGGGGAGAGCCCAGCAGAUGUUUCAUUUUGGCCUGGCUCUGGCUGCCGGCCAGGCCUCCAACACCUAUGACCCCUAGUUUCCCCCAUCAGCUUUCCCAAAGAAGCACAGAGGCACCUUUCCUCCAGGCAAAAUACUCCUACCCCUGUGGCUGAGCAUUCUUCAGGGGUGGGGGUGUCGUGGGAGGUGGAGAGGGUCAGAGAGGCACAGGAGAUUUUAUUUUCCACCAAACUCUUAUCGGGGCAAAGAACCAAUUCUCUCUGGUUGUCAUGGGGAUUUCUAGUGAUGAGUGAAGAAACGUUUUUUUACAGUUUUAAAUUAUGUUCAACAAAUAAAAUCUGUCUUUUUAAUGUGG
This is a messenger RNA of Peromyscus leucopus (white-footed mouse), 1813 nucleotides long. RefSeq names its product U6 snRNA biogenesis phosphodiesterase 1 (gene Usb1). NCBI's taxonomy places the organism in Eukaryota, Metazoa, Chordata, Mammalia, Rodentia, Cricetidae. Bases 103 to 918 code for a protein of 271 amino acids. The transcript has 7 exons. Gene Ontology annotation, molecular function: 3'-5'-RNA exonuclease activity. Gene Ontology annotation, cellular component: nucleus. Gene Ontology annotation, biological process: U6 snRNA 3'-end processing. The record is from RefSeq and is a predicted model, not a curated record.